GUGAGCGGACAGUCAGUAGUGUCGCGCGGCGUCGCGCUCCAACGCCGCCCAGCGCCGCUUGCGCCUCCGGCACACGCUACUAUGCAACUCGCGUGCCGCGCUCACUCGUGUUGUGGUGCUUUAUGAUGGUACGGUAUGAGAGUGCAAGAUAUGCGGACGUUCCGUGAGCGACGAGCAGUCGAACUCGCCACCACCACUGCUACAAGUGGGCGGAGAGACGGGACGCGUCCUCGACUACUCAGAUAGAAAGGACGCGUUGCUCGUACAUGAGGUGUGUUCCAGGGUGUGGUGAUGGAGUUGGUAAUAUUGAAAGCGAGAGCCCAACUAAAUCGUCUUUUAUCAUCGUCGUCGAGUGAGCGGCGAGCAGGGCGCGCGAAGAGCGAGGCGCGCGCAGAGGGCGGCGGCGGGGGCGCGCGGGCGGCGGGGCGCGAGCGCAGCAUGGCGCCCGCUGCGCCCGCGCCGGCGUCCGCUGCGCCCUGGCUCAACGCCACGCUAGCGUACAACAUCUCGCGCCUCAACACCAGCUUCGAUACAGAUUACGAGCUACUCAAUGGCAGCUCCACCGAGGAACACAACAAUCACUGGUUCUGUGCCAAGUGGACCAGUGCACAGCAGGACCUUUUUCAGGCAGCAAACCUGUGCUUCGCGAUCGCAUUCUUGGCGCCGAAGAGUUUCAAACAGAGUAUCUUAGUGUUACGAGCGCUGGCUGCAGCGGGCGCCGUGCUGAUGGGGAUGUGGGCGGGCGCCGAGGUCUGCACGCCUGACGUAUUCGCCUGGAGCCUUGCGCUUGUUCUCGUCAAUUCUGUACAUACCAUAUUCUUAAUAAUAAGAUUCCUUCCACCGGCCCUAUCGCUGGAACUGACUGAACUGUACCUGAAGUUGUUCAAGCCUUUGAAGGUGAAUAAAAAGCACUUCCAAGAGCUAACGAGAGAAGCACGCAUUGUUCGACUCGACCCAGGAGAAGCUUACGCGGUAGAGGAAGUCACGCCCGCCGAUGAGAGAUUAUCUAUACUUCUAAAGGGAAAAAUGAGAGUCAGCUGCGACGAGACCCACUUACACUUUAUACAGCCGUACCAAUUUGUGGAUUCACCAGAAUGGGAGGCUAAUCGAGAACAGUCUGACGAUGUCUUCCAGGUGACAGUAGUCGCAGAGGAGGUGUGCACGUGUGUGUGCUGGCCACGCAUGCGUCUUGAGCGAGUCCUGCGUCACCGGCCCGCCCUCAAGGUCGUGCUUGACUGUCUCAUAGGUAAAGAUAUAACGCACAAGUUGUAUUCUGUAAGCGAAGGGUUGAGUGCGGGAGGAGUGAAUGAUCGGGAAGGCGCAUCGGCGCACCUCACACGCUCGGCAAGUGUGGACGCCGUACACGAAGGUGCGCGAGGUCGUCUCCGCAGUGUUGCAUGGCGAGCGCGAACUACCACACCCAAAGGAAAUUCAUACUGGCAACCAAUAGUAGCUCGACAAUUUCUGCGGCAAUCGCCAUUCGGGCGUAGCGUUCCUCAGCCGCCGCGGCUGCUGACACAGGUGUCGUCGGCCAGCCUGCAGCCGCCGGCGCGCCGCCGCAGCCCUCCGCGCCGCACGGCGUCGUUCCGACGCGGUCGGGAAGUAAAGUUUGCGGAGGUGCCGUCGGCCGCGGAGCCUGCCGUGUGACGUGGGCCGCGGCUCCAGCCCGAGCUGGUGCCGCUGGUCGCGUCACGUCCUGCCACACCCACUUCGCCCACCACGAGCCCCUGACCACAGGACGAGCGAACGAUCAUGCCACAUACGACUGACUUCUAAGUUGGAAUCUAAUGCUCACACACAAAAUAAUGCUCCUCGAUGCAUUUGAAUCUUUAAUAAUCUCUGGACUUAUAAAAUGGGUGUGCCGAUGGAAAUGAUUCCAAUAUAUUGAGUUAUUUAAAUAUUAAUAAAAAGAGCUUCCUGUCACAAUAUGUAAAUCAAAAACACUGUUCAGUUGUUGUAUUUCUAACGUUCUGUGAUUAACAUCGUUCGCUCGAAGAUCAGACAUUACAGACUGAAAUGGUUAUUGUGAUUGUUGGUAACAAAUGACAAUUGUGUGAAUUGCUUAGUAAUAAACAAUUGGGUUUUGAGGAGAGAAUAAGUAGUGAGUAUUAAUCACUUGAACUGUAAUGUUUGUGUGAGGAUUUAUAUUAGGUAUAGCAUAGAAUGUAAAUAUUAUAAUACAAUAUGUUACGUUGCAAUAUUACGCUCAAGCACCUCGGAUAACACUACAGUAGCGAUACCAAAGUGCUAAUUUUUAUAACUUUAACAUUAAUGAAACCGUACUGAGAAACAUUAGUUAAAUUGCUGAAUGUGGAUUUGAAUUUAUGAUUAUUUAGCAAAUGAUACAUUUAAAUGUGGCAUUCUAAAAGUAUUUUAAUAUUACUGUAAUUGUUUAAUAGUAUUAAGAUGUGUUAAAUUCGUUAUAAAAGUAUUUAAAGUUACCGCGAGAAUUUAUAUACAAUAUUAUUCAACAAUGUACCUUUUUUCGUUAUUCUAUUGUAACAAAAUGAAUGGUCGCGUUAUUAUCUAGUAUCAUUCACGCUUUGAAACUGUCAGUGACAUUUGUUAUGCAUAAUAAACAUGUAUUAUACACAAUGUAUGAGCACCAUACCAAAUUCAACUUGUAAAAUCACAUAACAGAUCACAAUACUUCAUGUCUAGUUAUCUUUACACUACUAAAAUACGUAUAUAUGGGGCCUAAGUUAACUAAGACUCCAUUAGCAUUUCUGGAAUUAGGAAUUCUUGUAACUUGCUUAUUGUUUUGCUUGCUUACGACUUAUAUGAAGAAAUGUUUCUGACUUUGUUAAUAGGAUUUCGUUAUAUUCAUUCAAUUUUAAUUCUAAGACCACCGCUUUAUAGAGGUUCAUAAUAUAUAUACUUACACUGCAGUGGUUCGAAAAGACAUAAACAAAGUGAUAUAAAAAUGGAUAAUUGUUGACAACGAAUGGUACGUUGUAAGGGACGGAUGGCCAAAUGUGAGUUGUACACUAUACAAGUACGUCGUUAACUUUAUUAUUAAUAAAUAAGGUAGAAUUAACGGACAAAACUGAGUGCAUUAACUAAAUGUCAGCAAAGCCACUAAUCAUAAAUAAGAUCGAAUCAUCAUUGUUUUUUCAAACUAAAUAAUAAAAUAUGUAUCAGAAAAUCGCAGUUAUAAUUAAUAUAAGAUUUUAUAUAAACAUACAGAAAACGCACAUUGAUAUUUCUCGUAUAAAAUUGACAUAAAUGCUUUAGUAAGUCUUUAAUAUGUAUCAUCAGAUCACUGGACGAGUUUCAUCCUUAGCCGUGUUAAAUUAGGUGUUCUCACAUCUGCAUAAUAAUUCACGUCGUCGGUGUUUAGUUGAUGUUGUUGCUUCAUUACUGUACGGUGUCAGACUAGAUGAGCAAGUAGUGUUCGUGUUUAUUAUAACUUUUGUCGAAAUAAAAGUUUACCCUUCGUCAAUAUUCGUUACAUCCAUAAAUUAUAAAUCCUUUGAAACAUUAAUCAACCUCACUCAUUUGCUACUUACCAAACGAAUCUUUUAUAUACUUUAAAAUUAUGUAAAACACUUUAUAAGAAUUUGUACUAUCCGACAAUAGAUACUUAAAAGCAAUAGGCAUUUAGUGUACGUGUCGAUCGUAUGUUUUGUUUAGGUACACAUACAUAUCGUUCUUUAUCUUGUCAUGGUCCCAUUACUUAUUUCUAUAAUGAUAUUAUUCAGACGUCCGGAAUAGACUGCAUUUAUUUGUUUCAAAAUAAUUCAAAUAGAUUUAUCAUACUCGUAACUAUCAUGACGACUAUCAAUGUCUUCGAUGAUAUCUUAAGACUUCGACAAAGAGAGCAGUGUGAGUUUAAAGUAUAAUGUCAUAAGUAUGUUAUAUCUAUGCUACCGUAUAUUUUUAAUUUUAUGAUCAUCUAUUACCAUAACUAGAGCUUAUGCACACUUUUCUCUUUGUCGAUACCUUGGAUAAACUACAAAAAUUUUGGCCUUGCUCUUAUGGUGUAAAAAUAUAACAUUGUAAAAGGCUAGUGAAAUUUUGAUAACUAAAUAACAACUAGACUUGAAAUUAUAAAUUGAUAAGAUGUAAAACAUAAAAAUUUGAAUAAAAUAAUUAUCGUAUUACUCAUAUCCAUUAGGCUUUUCAUCUCUAAGAAAAAUAUUAUUCUUAGCUUCAUAUUGAUUUUCUAGGAAAGAUCAAAAAGGUUAAAGUUACAUGCAAACAUACCUAAAUAACACAAUUUCUUUAUUUAAUUUCAAGAAUAUUAUAAUUAAAGUCUAUGAUACUAAACAAAUUGUUCUUAACUUUGACAUCUUUAUUCAACGUCUUCCAUUUUCAUUUACCAUAUAUCAAAUACAGAUUUAUCAAUAAUUUAAAGUGUGUUGUGAUUUUUCUAAUUUGAUUGAACUUCCAUUUUAAUUAAUAAUAAAUGCAAUCCUUUAUUAUAAACAUAGUAUUAUAAAUUUUAACUGUAAUCAUUGAUUUUGUUAUUAGAUGUAUUCAGUGAUAUCGCUAUAUACAUAUAAUCACCAAUAAUUUGUAUUGUUACAGCACAUUAUGGUAAAUAAAUAUAUUAUAUAAUUUAUUCCAAAUAAGAAAAGUUUAUAAAUUUGACUUUGUCUUUUCACAAUGAUAUUUAUGCGUAGAAUUCAAUAAAAUAUCAUGUAAAGGAAAUAACUUACAUAAAAGUCCUAGCGGUGGCUAUGACUUUUAUUACGCAU
Molecule: messenger RNA, 4700 nt
Organism: Achroia grisella
Lineage: Eukaryota; Metazoa; Arthropoda; Insecta; Lepidoptera; Pyralidae
Product: blood vessel epicardial substance-like
Exons: 8
Coding region: 292-1647 (451 amino acids)
Cellular component (GO): sarcolemma
Molecular function (GO): cAMP binding
Source: RefSeq, a predicted model, not a curated record